CUGUUCAAGCACUGACAGCUACAAAGUUCCACCUGACACAAACUCAAAGUUGCUGACACAAAAAGCUUUGGGGAGCUGCAGGUUCCAGUUGGUUCUCCCGACACCACCUCUGCAAGAUCACUGCUGGUGGGGGAAGUACCUGACUUACAAAUGCUACAGGAUUUCAGAUGCAUGCCAGGUUCCCGCUGAAUGCCAGCAGCAGAGAUCCCUACAGAUGGAGCCCCAAAGUCAGCAUGGCAGCGGCGGCUCCCUGGUGGUGAUUCAGCAGCCCUCCCUGGACAGCCGGCAGCGCUUGGACUAUGACAGGGACAGCCAGCCCACCACCAUCUUGUCACUGGACCAGAUCAAGGCCAUCAGGGGCAGCAACGAAUACACCGAGGGGCCGUCGGUGGUGAAAAAGUCGGGUCCGCGGACGGCGCCGAGGCAGGAGAAGCAUGAGAGGACUCACGAGAUUAUACCGAUUAAUGUGAAUAACAACUACGAGCACAGGCCCGGCCACGCGGGGCACGUGGCACAUCAGCAUAACGCCAGGGCUCCCGUCCUGAGCCGAUCCACCAGCACGGGCAGCGCGGCCAGCUCCGGCAGCAACAGCAGCGCCUCCUCGGAGCAAGGGCUGCUGGGGCGCUCGCCGCCCUCCCGGCCGGGCUCCGGCCACAGAUCCGACCGGACGAUCCGGGCGCAGCCCAAGCAGUCGGCCCUGAUCGUGGACGAUCUGAAGGGGCCUUUGAAAGAGGACUUGACGCAGCACAAGUUCAUCUGCGAGCAGUGCGGGAAGUGCAAGUGCGGGGAGUGCACGGCGCCGCGGGCCCUGCCCUCCUGCCUGGCCUGCAACCGGCAGUGCCUGUGCUCGGCCGAGAGCAUGGUGGAGUACGGCACCUGCAUGUGCCUGGUCAAAGGGAUCUUCUACCACUGUUCCAACGACGAUGAAGGGGACUCGUACGCGGAUAAUCCCUGCUCCUGCUCCCAGUCACACUGCUGUUCUAGGUACCUGUGCAUGGGAGCCAUGUCCUUGUUCCUGCCUUGCUUGCUCUGCUACCCUCCGGCCAAAGGAUGCCUAAAACUCUGCCGGGGGUGCUACGACCGCGUCAAUCGUCCGGGGUGCCGGUGCAAGAACUCCAACACGGUCUAUUGUAAACUGGAGAGCUGCCCCUCCCGGGGUCAGGGCAAGCCCUCAUGAUUUUGGGAGGGAGGUUUACUUCCUCCAACUUCAGUUUUUCAGGUUGUAGCUGAUGGGUUUUUUUUCCCCUCCCCCCAUCUUUUCUUCUUCCCCCCCUUCCUCUCCCAAUUUGGGAGGACUGUUCCUUUCCUUUCUGUCUGCCCAACUUCAGACACAUGAGUUCGUCCCCUUGCAUCUUUGCUCUCCUCCUCCUACUGACUUGGCUGAGUGUGGAGCGUUUCACGCAGUCGCUGCUGCUCUUUGGUAAGUGUGGACCUGGGAUCUGCACCUGCCGCUCGCUCGGGCAGGGUCUUUGAGUUUGCAACUGAACCACUCCUGAAAGAGACAGUGAGGGCUCACUGGGCUCUUGAAGCUUCUUGCUCUGUGAAUAUCUUCCCAAAGAUGUCUUUUUUGUUUGUUGUUUUUGGUUUUUUUUUUUUUGUUCUCAGCAAGUUAUGUUUUUUUUCUCCUUAACCUCCCGGGUGCCAAGGAAGAAUAACUUCCCUGAGUGAGCUGGAUUGUGAAAUAACUUUUUGUGUGUGUUCUUUCUGGAGAGGGAUGUAAAAUAAAGGCUUCACCAAAUGAAAGGCCUGACUCUUCUAUAAGCAGCCUGCUUCUUUUUGCAUCUUUUUUUUGUUUCCACUCCCCUCUCUUUUUGUCUUAACUUUUGGAGCAUUCUCAGGUCUGAGAAUUGCCCUGCCCUUUUUUUCUUCAUUUUUUCUAUUUUACAUUUUCAAUGUAACUUCAGUUUUUGCUACACUGUGCAGAUCUUCACAUUGGAGACAUUGUGGCUGCAGCAUACUCAUAUGUUUCUUUUGCUGUCCAGUCUUUGAAGGAUAUUGCUCACUCCACCCUCCUAAUCCCGUUUUUAUAGUCUGUCAGUAUCAGUUGAUAUUAAAGUUGGUGGUGUUCAUAUAUCCAAACAGCCUUCAGGUGUCAUUGAGUCACCUAAACGUUCUUGAAUCCUUCAAGUCUCUUGUGAUCCUUUGGCUUAGUGAGUUUAGCUCUGCUCUGUACUUUAUAAUUUUAUUCUGUCCCUGUUUUAUUGCCUUAGCCACAAAUUGUGGUCCUUUUUUGUAUAUUUUAUGUAUAAAACACAAAGUUGAAUCCCAACUAUUUUUAAGACAAAAGUCUGUUAAAACUUUUUUUAUUGUAAAGAAUAUUUAUUAUGUGAAUCUCUAUUAUUUUAUGAUAUUUAUUGCAAAAGACUUCGAAAAUGUACUCAUGUCUGAAUAUAACAAAAUAUCAAUACUUAACGAAAUAAGGAUGACACGAAGAAAGUACAUAUGUUAACUAUAAUGCAGAAAAUAUAUUAAUUAAUGAAAACGCCUCUGGAGUUCUUUUGUUACAACGACAGGUUGUGAGCUACGUGUGUGCAUUGCUGGGCUGUUCCUCCUUCAGGUCUGUCAGGUGGCAAACAACCUCCUGUUGGUACUUCAAAGCCACUAGUCUGUGCUCUAGUUUAGUUUACCUAAUCUUAAGUUUAAGCCAACUAUAUAUCAAAUAAGGGAUAUUUAAUACAAUUGAAUCUGUGUUGUGCUUAACAGUGCCAAGAAAUGGAGGCUCUAUUUAUUUACCAAAGAAUUUGGAAAUACAGUUGUGGAGGAGGAAACCACAACUUCCAAGUCGUUUCUUUGUUGGUUUGGUUUUUUUUUUUAUUAUUUUUUGUUUUUUCUUAAGGAAUACCGCAUUAACAUGCAAAGCCAUUUAAAAUUUUCCUAUAUAGAACUUCCUGUCUGGUUAAAUUGUGCAGCAGCUGAAGAAAUGAAUCUUCCCAGCUGGAUUUUAAAUAAAAAACUUGGAGGCAGGAUGAAAAACAGUGAUUGUGUUGCUGUAGUUUGGUAGCUUUGAAAUCUGGGAACGUGUGUGCGCGCCUGGGCCCACGUCUGUGACUUAUUCGGUUGUUUUCCCAUACGUUUUCCAAUGUCAACUGAAUCUUCUGUCUUUAAAUUAAAGGCUCUUAAGGGUGACCUAAGUGUCACAGCUACUUGUGGCCAUUUAACACACAUUCCACAGAAAAAGCUUUUCAUUAAGAGUGAAAGGGGAGACCUCAUUCUUUUCCUUAUGUGGGUCAAGGUUACAUCACAAUUCCCCUGAACUUUGAAAGUUUUAAAUGGAUGCAGUUUCACAUGGUGUUCAGAGUAAGUGGUUCUAGAGAAGCUCCACUUCAGAACAGAGCGAUGACUUGACAAAUGUGUCAUAUCUUGCUCUUUUUUUAAGUCCUGCUGCUUUGAGUUGCCAUAUUCAAGCUGCUCUGACUCCCAGCACGGUGAUGAUUUGUAGUUAAUUCCAUGCCAGCUGAUGCAGUGUCACCGAACAGAGCUGACUGAAAAGCUGCUCUUUUAUUUAGCAGCACAGAUGACCCCUGAGAGGCACAAAGAGAAAUCAUCAUCUGAGUGCUAGACGCUUUGCAGGAUGCGGCUGGUGCUGCUCCUCUGUGUGACACAAGUGACGGGCUGGGGGGCUUGUGGGGCAGCACUGGAUGCACACGGAUUCUGCUGUCCAAGAUUUCCUGAGAGGAAGCAAAGCCAGGAGAGGAAUGUUCCCGAGGAGCAGGGACUUGCACUCCUUCGCUAUCACCGCGCGUCUCGAAGAGCGACAGCUGCAAGUGGCCCCGCGGACACAAUGGAGGCCUUGUCCGGCGCUGGCCAGAGAUGUCCACUGGUAACUGUGCGCUGACACCCGGGAACACGGAGCCAACUGCCUCGUCACAGCUGGAUCACAGCCAGCUCCCUGCUCGGGGCCUUUGCUCCAGGGGCGCUGCUUGUGCCUCCUCAAGGAAAACGUUGCCCUCUGUACCGCUGUCUCUUUUUUAUUCCAGCCAGGUGACUUAUCUGGGGGCUUGGGUUGGUUCCUAGCAGAAGAGGAGAAAUCCCAAAGGACCCACGUGUUCUCCAUCCUUUAGUGAUUGUCCUCCAUCAGGAGCUGUGUCGUGGCACUGUUUCAGAUCUCUUUUUUAAAACAAAAGCUACGCUCUAGUUAAUCAUACUAGUGCUCCCUUUACUAACCAGAUUUUGGGAAUAACCUGAGGUUGCAGCUCCUCUGGAGAAAAAAUUGAUUUGGACCUACACAGCAAAGAGAAGAAAACAGUUCCUUGCAGGUCUUACAUGGUUUUCUAAUUGCCAGGUAGAGCAGGCAGUGUUAGAAAAAUGAGGAUAAUGUAUUUUUCUCUUGGGUUAGAUGCUGUAUGCUUUGUAUUUAACAUCCAAAUAUAUCUGAGCUCACUUCCGGGUA
Cyanistes caeruleus (blue tit) is the source of this 4390-nucleotide messenger RNA. The record is from RefSeq and is a predicted model, not a curated record. NCBI's taxonomy places the organism in Eukaryota, Metazoa, Chordata, Aves, Passeriformes, Paridae.